GAGAUUGGGGAGCGUCGCCGCCUCCUAUCCCCAACUGGGUUGGACCCAACCGGCUCGCGCCGUGGCGAGGGUGGGGGUGCCUCGUGUGUGCGUCACAAAGGUGCGCUGCUGCCGGGCUGGUGUGCGACGAGCGCUGCGUAUGACGCGCCGUGACGCAGUUGCCGAAAGCGCCGCCCGGAGACGGAGCCAGUCCGGAGCGGCCGGCAGGCAGUAUACAUGAAGCUGCAGUGUCAUACCUGAUAUGACGGACCCGGACGUCCUCACUGAGGUCCCAGCAGCUCUGAAACGCCUUGCCAAGUAUGUGGUGCGUGGUUUUUAUGGCAUUGAACAUGCUUUGGCUUUGGACAUCCUCAUCCGGAAUCCCUGUGUAAAGGAGGAGGACAUGUUAGAGCUGCUGAAGUUUGAUCGGAAGCAACUGCGAGCAGUUCUCAACACCCUCAAGGGGGACAAGUUCAUCAAAUGCAGGAUGAGAGUGGAGACAGCUCCAGAUGGCAAAACCACCAGGCACAACUACUACUUCAUCAACUAUCGCCUGCUGGUCAAUGUGGUGAAAUACAAACUGGACCACAUGAGGAGGAGAAUUGAGACAGACGAGAGAGACUCCACCAAUCGUGCCUCCUUCAAAUGCCCUAUUUGUUUUAGCACCUUCACAGACUUGGAGGCCAAUCAGCUGUUUGAUCCCAUGACAGGAACCUUCCGCUGUACCUUCUGUCAAAAUGAAGUGGAAGAGGAUGAGUCGGCAACGCCCAAAAAGGAUGCCCGGACUCUUGUGGCAAGGUUUAAUGAGCAGAUUGAGCCAAUCUAUGCACUCCUACGGGAGACUGAGGACAUUAACUUGGCCCGUGAAAUUCUUGAGCCAGAACCCACAGAGAUUCCUGCACUGAAACAGAGCAAGGAACGUGCUGCUGCAGCUGCAGGAGCAGCUGGCCUAGCAGGUGGACACCAUCGGGAAGCAUGGACUACAAAAGGACCAUCAUAUGAAGACUUGUACACCCAGAAUGUUGUCAUCAGCAUGGAAGACCAGGAGGAUCUUAAUCGGCCAAUGAAUGAAGGGAAACCAGCCAGAGAGAGGCCAAUUUGGCUCCGGGAAAGCACGGUGCAGGGGGUUUAUGACCCAGACGAGAUCAAAGAUGGUGGUCAAGACAUGGAUACAUUUCAGGAGCGGGAGGAGGGCCGGGCGGCCCCAGACAAUAACGAGGAGGUGAUGCGCGCUCUGCUUAUCCAUGAGAAGAAAACCCCCUCUGUCUCUGCAGCUGGUGUGGGGGGGGCUGCUCCCUUAGCCAACCCCAAUGCGAGCGACUCGGAGAGCGAUACCAGCGAAUCAGAAGAGGAAACCCCACCCCGCCUGCCUGCUACCACAGCUUCGCUGUAUGGGCUCGAGGAUGAAGAUGAGGAGGAGUUUGAAGUGGUGGCAGAGGACCCCACUGUCAUGGUGGCUGGACGUCCAUUCUCUUAUAGUCAAGUGAGCCAGCGGCCUGAGUUGGUGGCCCAAAUGACCCCGGAGGAGAAGGAACUGUACAUAGCCAUGGGGCAGCGUAUGUUUGAGGAUAUGUUUGAUUAACCCUUUCCCUCCGCAACAGCUUUUAAAGGUGAAUUUUAACAGGAGACACCCUAAUGAAACAGCAUCGCUCCCUUCCCUGCACAGUCUCAUGCACGGGCUUGGGGGAUUAGAACACCUCACUGACUAAAGGGACUGCUGAUCUCAGGCCUCCCGCACACCGGAGGAGGGUACAAUUAACUGGGUGUGCUGAAAAGGGAGGGAACCCAGGUGGCUGAUGGAGCAUAUGGAUUUUUUUAUCAGGUGAGAGAGCUUGCAAGGUAAAACUUACUUGCUGCUGCUUUAGCCCAGCUUCCUUUUUCCUGGUGUUGAUUUUUUUAAUAGAAAGCCAGAGAUCAGAUUUUGGUGCAGUCCAGUUCCCUCUCCAUGGAGUAUUUGGAUGCUCUGUGCUUUGAUCAGGCCUUGCUUCCUGGUGUUACAGAAUCAGAAGUAAAAGCCACGCCGGGGGGCGGGCGUUGGAUGCUGAGACAGGCUGCAAAUGAAGUUGUUCUAUGGACCUGACCUGAGUCUUUUUACAGUGGCUAAACCUCUCAACAAGGUUUAUAGCCCCAGCUUCCUCAGAGUGACCAAAGAUGCUUGGCUUCAACCAUGUAUUUUGGCCAAGUCAUGUUUGAGAUUAUUGUCCAACAUGGCUAGGGAGCCCUGGAGUGGACAGCUGGUGAUCAUGGUUGUAACUGAGGAUGUAAAUGGGAGAUUGCUUUCUGGUGGGGAGAAGGAUGGGAGACAGUCUCUGGAAAGAGGAGUACCGAUCUCUAGAUGAUGCUCAUUUGAAAGACUGUCAGUAGUUAAUGCCUUAACUACUACUGUCCAGUUUCAAUCUCCAGUCUUUAGCAAACAGGGAUUGCAGUCCUCUGUGAAAAGAUAGGUCUCCCCUCGCCUGCCUCCCUCUUCCAUGCCCCCGCCUUCCAUGCCCAUCUGUUGGAAUUUUCAAAUACGAGAUCUAAGGAGUGUGCUCAUAGUGUGUGUUGAUUUCAAUGGAAGCUUUGGGUGCUCGGCACCUCAGGGACAGAUAAUAACCUAAGCACCCAAAUUUAAAAGUCUUGGCUUAUUGUAAGUAUAAUGAAACCCUCAGAAGGAACUGAACAGGAAGAGCAUUCUCUGGAUAGGUCACAGAACCUUCAAUAUACUGUUACUAGCAGUCACCUCACCUUAUCCCCUUUUAAGCCCCAAUAAUACAGUCUGAGCUUACAAUAGAUGGGCUGUCAGCCAGGCAAUACCAGGGAACACAUAGCUAGUUUUAAUUUCACUAACACCCAAAGAUUUGUAUCAUUUAAAAAGGAAUUAUGCAGAGUUCUGAAUUCUGCUAUUUAGCCUGGCACUGUCUGUUUAAAUAAAAACAUUUUACCAGUACCUAUAGCAAUAUCAUAUUUGUAAUGUUAUCUUAAAAGUGUUACUUUUUUAAAUAAUUGUGUUUUCUUAUCCAGUGCUCUGAUGAAACAAGUGAUAAAAGGAUUUUGCAUUUAAAGGCGGUAUCAAGCGCUGUUUGAUUUACAUGACUGGUACAGAUUUGCCGAGCAUUUAAACUGUAAAGCUAUUUUAUACUGACUAGCCUUGUAUGCUUCCUUUGUGGUUUUAUUUUCAGCAUCUUGCUAUUUUACCCUUUUUUAAAAAUAGUGUGGUAACUUUGUUGUCAUUUUUUAAAAGAAAUUAAUAAAAUGAUGCUUCUGUCCUGGGUUGCCAUUUCAAU
Messenger RNA from Pelodiscus sinensis (Chinese soft-shelled turtle), 3245 nucleotides. RefSeq names its product general transcription factor IIE subunit 1 (gene GTF2E1). Gene Ontology annotation, biological process: transcription initiation at RNA polymerase II promoter. Gene Ontology annotation, cellular component: transcription factor TFIIE complex. The record is from RefSeq and is a predicted model, not a curated record. NCBI's taxonomy places the organism in Eukaryota, Metazoa, Chordata, Testudines, Trionychidae.